Harmonia axyridis is the source of this 2845-nucleotide messenger RNA. RefSeq lists its product as uncharacterized. The transcript is spliced from 4 exons. Lineage: Eukaryota; Metazoa; Arthropoda; Insecta; Coleoptera; Coccinellidae. The coding region runs from base 216 to 1361 and encodes 381 amino acids. The record is from RefSeq and is a predicted model, not a curated record.
GAUUAAUGACAACGUCGGUUAAAAAACGUAAAUAAACUAGUAGUCCUAUCAUGAAUGACCAUAAAACGAAUUUUGAAUAAAUAUCCAAUUAUUCCUUCGUGAUUGAUUUUAGAUGUAAUAAAAUACUGUGUUAAUAUAAAUGAUUUUUCCUUAUCGAUCACAUGAUCUGAAAGUGAGCCGUCAACUUUAGUGAACUUUAGAACCAAAAGUAAAAUAUGUCCCCCGAAAUUAACGGAAACCCUCCAAGUGCAGUGAAAAGAAAGAAAAAUCGGGACAAAAAACAGUCUCGACUGAACGAUCUGAACAUUCCAACCAGUGAUUACCUAUCCUCAAAUCAAAUGGGGUAUAACAAUUCCUUUGACUUGAGUAUUCCAGACUUGAGUCAAUAUUAUUCUGUUUUGAAUUUCAGCAAUGGAUCUGAACCAUUGUCUUUACCCAUACAUCCUACCAACUAUUCAAAUUACAACCAAACACGUUUGGGUGGAUUCCCAAAUAUCAGUACUCCCAAGAAUCUUCAUUGCCCACCUAAUAAUAAUGAUGUGGGCGAUUAUAUGAGUCUACCUGUGACCAAUUUAGAUCUAGAUAUGGAUGAGAAUGGAAAGCGUAGAUAUUCUGAUCCUGGUGUACCAAAUGAUGACAGUGAUAGUAGUGUAAACUCCCUUGAGGAAAAAGUUAUAAAAAAACUGUUGGUCCAAGUGAAUGUUUUGAAAAACUGUAACCAAUGGCUCUCUAAAGAAGUUAUGGAAAUGAGAUCUGAACUUAACAUGUUGAAACAGCAGGUGCAGCAACAGAAUAAGAGACAUUUUGAUAGAGAAUAUGAGCCUGGUAUGUUAGCCGAUGUCAUUCGGGAAGUCAGAGAUGCUGCUCGAGUUAGAGAAGAUGCCUUGCUUGCCAAAGUGAAAUAUAUAAUGGAGGAAAAACAGAUGAACAUGAAUCAUCUUCAACUCAUAUCAGAAAGAAACCGGAACAUGGACAGAAUAGCAAAACUAGAGAAACAACUGAGGAAUAUAACGAUAAAUCCUGAAAUAGAGAACCAAUUAUCGGCUGCUAAGCCUUCGAUCGAAGAUGGUCAUUCUGCAAGGCAAGUUUUGGAACUGGAAAGGGAAGCUUUAGAACUACGAAGGGAGCUACAAGACACCAGAGCUAAAAAGGAGGAAGCCGAUCAAAAAGUAGUAAUCUUGAAUAAGAAGCUGGCCAGCAUAUCAAAAAGAAACGACGUCAGUGCUUCGGAUGUCUCGGAAAAUGGAAAAACUGACUCUACCGAUUCGGUCUCGAUGACCACGACUUCUUCAAUCAUCCAUGGGAUUUCCACAGGAGUGAUCCCCAGGGUGACGCUCUCUGGUCCUGUGACGGAUCUAUAGUGAGUCGUUGAAAUACAUUUCUCGAGUCUUCCUUGAUGACGUUCGCACUCAAAGAAAUUUUCAUUUUUCUUCAUCGGAUUUCUACCGAAUAUCGACCUAUUCGAUUCCACGAGGAGGGAAUAGUUCCAUCGAAAAUCUUUUUCUUGACUAUGUGAUGUAUGUGACCUUAUUCAAACUGUAUACAUAACUAGAUUUCAUCCGACAAUACUGUUCGCCAGAAGUUGUAUAGUUCCUUUUUAUGGAUUAACUUUCGUGGUACAUAUAAAAUAAGUUAUAUUUUUUCAAUUUGAUUGUUAUUUAACCAUUUUUGCACCUGAUGUAGAUUCAGAAGUCGACACCAAUGAGUGCUAAUAUCUUUACAAUUGAUCACUAUUUUUAAUUCGAAGCAAUGAUUUCUUGAACAACCGUACAAACAUAAUUGAUAACAUUCAUAAUUUUAUUUUUUCUCUAUUUUUAUAGAGAAUAUUUUAUUUUCACAUCGGGAUAAGUACAUUGUUUAUGUUUAUUAAUUGCUUUCACCUUCCGGUCAUUUUUCAUAUAAUUGAAUAAAUCCCUUGCCAAUCAUAACUACAUUGUAGGUAACUACUUUCUACUCACUUCGAUAUUAAGUUUUGAUUUGUAGUAUUGUAUUAGGAUCAUUUUUUAUCACUUGGGUACUUAAAAGAAACUGAUAGUAGAAAAUAAAAAUUAAUGUGUGUGAAAUUAAAACCAAAUAAUGAAACAUGUGCCUAAUUCGCUUUUAGUAAUUUAUUCAUAGAUGUUUUAAUGAAAGCUGAGUAACUAAGUAUUUUUAGUAGAUUAUAAGCAAGUCUGCUUUUAAAUUUUUUUCUUCAUGUUUGCAUUCUAACGAGUUACUUAAGAAAAUUUUCAGCAUCGCAGUGGACUCUCAAAAAUAUUUUUUUUUUCCUUGACAAACAUUCUCCAAUGUCCACUGGAAUGCUAUACUAAAUUUAUUCCAUAUUGUUGGUUAUUUUUAAGAAGGAAAAAAUGUGUUAAUGCAGUCUUCAGUUGAGUUGAUCCAUUCUCACUAUGUUUAAGUCAACAUUUUUUUGUUUUGUUAUUGGAAACGUGAUGAUAAAUACAUUCCGUUAUGAUAAUAGGAAAAUUGUUGAGAUUCAAUCUGAACUUCAUGGUGAUGUGGAAUGGUGCUUCAAAAAAUAACCUGGUUUUGGUAUAAAAAUUGUUCGGGUGGUUCUCUAUUCAGUAUAGACUUUUCAAAAUCAAUAUAUCUUGUUAUUUCUAUCUUUCUGUGUUCUUUCAUGGGUCGAGUUUUUCUCUAAGACAUAAUGUUAUAUCAUAAAUAUUAUUAUACAUAUAUAUAGUUUUUGGACAAACAAUAUCUGAAGUUUCUAUUGAAACAAAAUGGAUUGUGAAUUCAAUACAGUUUAAUGGAGAUGAAUGACCAGGUUAUUUAUAGCUCUUAUAUAUCAUAUUUAUAUUAUAUUAUGUAGCCUCAUUUUUGAAAUAUAUUUUUCUAACAUUGA